AACGAGUGUAUACAUGACAUAUUGUCAUGUAGCGCUUUUUUAUCUAUGAUUCCAUUCCAAAGUGCUUCAAACUCAAAUCAACGUUGAGCAGUGUUUCAGAAUUGAGCAGAAUACUUGCUGCUCUGCUACGCCUCGCGACGCCUAGAGCGCUGCGCUCAGCUAGCUCAAUCGUUGUGGACGUGAGGAUUGUGAAGUGUUUAUGUUGAUGGAUUUCUUCAUUUUGAACAUUUUUUAAAAACUUGCUGUCAUAUCCUUUAUAAUGACAACAAUGUUAAAGUUUAAAAACAUAAUUAUUACUGUGUUUUAUAAGAAUAAGUAGAGUGCAACAGGCGUUCUAGGGAGACGUUAAGGUUUCGUGUAAACAGUAAAGAACAUUGUGAAUACAAGAUGCCUAUGGAUUCUGAAUGCGAGUGUGACCUGGUGUCAAAGGAAUGGCUGUUGGCUAAGCUGCGAUCUGACGAGAGGGACAUGAUUUUGAUCGACUGUCGAGGAUCAAAUGAGUAUGCCAUGUCUCAUAUACGAUCCGCCGUGAAUUUCUCCAUCCCAAGUAUAAUGUUGCGGCGGCUUGCGGCAGGGAAGAUAGAGCUUGCGUCGACGGUUCAGUGCAAGGAGUUGAAGGCGAGGAUAACACAUUGUUGUUCUCGGGGCAUGUUCGUACUGUACAGUGAUGGAGCCCCUCGAGACCCUGACUCUGUACAUGGGAUCCUGCUCAGGAGACUUAAACAAGAUGGCGUGCAAGUUGUUUGCCUCGAAGGCGAGUUCAUGGAGUUCCGGCGCGCGUACCCCGAGUGGUGCAGCGAGGCGGGCGCGCCGCACGUGCCGCACCUGCCGCUCAUGGGCCUCAGAUCACUCCGCAUAUCGGGGUCCGGUUGCGAGGAGGCGCUGUCCUCGGGCUCGUCGUCCGAGUGCGAGGAUACGCACACGCAUGCCCACGCGCAGCAGGACUUUCCCAUUGAGAUCCUGCCCAACCUUUACCUUGGCAAUUCAACCAACAGCGAGGACUGCGACGCACUCGCCAGGCACAAUAUUAAAUACGUGCUAAACGUGACGCCGGACCUGCCCAACACGUUCGAGGCGGAGGGCUGCGGCAUCAACUACCUCAAGAUCCCCAUCGCCGAUCACUGGAGCCAAAACCUCGCCGUGCACUUCCCACAGGCUAUUCGAUUCAUAGAGGAGGCGAUGUCAGCGCGGUGCGGCGUGCUGGUGCACUGCGUGGCGGGCGUGUCGCGCUCCGUCACGGUGACGCUGGCGUACCUGAUGCAGCGACACCGGCUCUGCCUGCGCGACGCCUUCGAGCUGGUGCGCAGCCGCAAGACGGACAUCGCACCCAACUUCCACUUCAUGCGGCAGCUGCACUGCUUCGAGCGCGACCUCGGCCUGCACGAGCACAGCGCCAGCCUGAGUAAGAGUCAGAGUGUCGGUGGCAGAGAUACAGUCGAGGAGGCGUCUUAGUUUAGGCGUCGGACGCUAAAGUAGAGAUAAUAUUGGCGGCAUUGCUGCUGCUGAAGAAGGUUGUCUUUCCCUUUGUUAGCACUACGCCCAUAGACACCUUAGCACCUGACAAACGCUUAGACUAGAUCUGACAACUAGAUUGAUCGCUGCGUUCCACAACACUCCCUAGGUUGGGACCCGACCUUAGCCGUAUGCUUGAUUUGUAUGAAUAUAGUUAUAUUAGAAACCAAUAGUAAAGAAGAUAUCCAGUUAUAAGUAAUGUAAAUAGCAUUGUAUUUAGAUUUAAUAUUCUUACACUAAACAGGUUUAUACUGAAAAUGUAAUUGAAGGGCUAUUACUAUUAGCUACUCGGUACAUUUGUCACU
Messenger RNA from Papilio polytes (common Mormon), 1817 nucleotides. It is a transcript of the gene Mkp3, whose product is annotated as dual specificity protein phosphatase Mpk3. Gene Ontology annotation, biological process: negative regulation of MAPK cascade; protein dephosphorylation. The transcript is spliced from 6 exons. The coding region runs from base 388 to 1452 and encodes 354 amino acids. Gene Ontology annotation, molecular function: protein tyrosine/threonine phosphatase activity; MAP kinase tyrosine/serine/threonine phosphatase activity. Gene Ontology annotation, cellular component: cytosol; cytoplasm. Lineage: Eukaryota; Metazoa; Arthropoda; Insecta; Lepidoptera; Papilionidae. The record is from RefSeq and is a predicted model, not a curated record.